Molecule: messenger RNA, 2164 nt
Organism: Owenia fusiformis
Lineage: Eukaryota; Metazoa; Annelida; Polychaeta; Sabellida; Oweniidae
Source: the annotation of a GenBank genome assembly
GUGAUAUUUUGGUGUUGCACAUGCUCUUCCGGUUGAAAAUAUUUUAACGUAAUUUUCUCGAAAUGUUCUAAACAUUUUCUUGAGUAAAAUGGGGAAGAAUAAGAAAGGAGGAUCAGGCUUAGGCAAGAGUAUAAUAAAGGAUAGAUUCGGUGGACAAAAGACGAGCAGGCAAAGUAGUGAUUCAUUCUUGCACACUAGUGAGUUAGAUGACGGUUACGACUGGGGUCGUCUCAACCUACAGUCUGUCACUGAGCAGAGUAACCUUGAUGACUUCCUGGCUACUGCAGAACUAGCGGGAACAGAGUUUACUGCCGAAAAGUUAAAUGUUAGAUUUGUGAACCCAGAGCAACCAAAUGCAAUCUUGAGUAAAGAUGAGAAAGAAAAGAUUCAGGCUACUCAAGAAGCUAACAAGUCACUCUUAAGUAUACCAAGAAGGCCUAAGUGGGAUACCAGUACAAGUGCUGAACAGUUGGAGAAUAUGGAGAAGGAGGGAUUCUUGAACUGGAGGAGAGCCUUAGCAGAGUUACAGGAGGUGGAAGGAAUUGUUCUGACACCAUAUGAGAAGAAUUUGGACUUUUGGAGGCAAUUGUGGAGAGUCAUAGAAAGAAGUGACAUUGUAGUUCAGAUUGUUGAUGCUAGAAAUCCUCUCCUCUUUCGCUGCGAAGAUCUAGAAAACUAUGUUAAAGAAAUCAGCCAAGAGAAAAAGAACAUGAUUCUGAUAAACAAAGCUGAUCAUUUGAUGGAAGAUCAACGUAAAAUUUGGGGAGAGUUCUUUGGCAAACAGGGAGUGCAUGUUGCAUUCUGGUCUGCGAUGGCUGAGAUACAGAGAGUUAAAGAUCUUGAGGCUGCUGAGAAUGAAGACAAAGAAACAACCAAUAAUGAAAUGGAAAUUGAAGCAGAUGUGGAAUUAGACUCUGAUAAUAGUGAUGAUGAAAAUAAUGAAACUGAAAAUGAUGGUGAUAAUUCUGUACCAAAUUUAGAACAUAAUGCAUCAAAUGAUGAUACAAAAGAAGUGCCUGAAAGGACUAGUGAAUCAACCAAUAGUCAGUUAGACACUGGUCAUACAAGCCAUUCAAAUUCAGAGACUAUAGCCCCAUCUAUUCCAAUAGUUAUGGAACAGUUAUCAGAGACAUCUAUAGAAGAUUCUGUGAAGGUUGAUACGGAGGAAAGUGUCAAUGUCAUCCCUGUAAAUAACAAUAGUAAUUUAUUGACUGGAGAUGAGCUAAUUGAACUCUUGAAGACAUUGCACACUGGAAAGAAAGUACAAGAAGGCCUCACUACUGUAGGACUGGUUGGCUAUCCCAAUGUGGGUAAGAGCUCUACCAUCAAUGCUAUACUGCAGUGCAAGAAGGUGCCUGUAUCUGCCACACCAGGGAGAACUAAACACUUUCAGACCCUUUAUGUAGACAAGACGAUAAUGCUAUGCGAUUGCCCUGGUCUGGUGAUGCCGUCAUUUGUCUCGACAAAGGCUGAAUUGGUUGUCAGUGGAAUACUUCCUAUAGACCAGAUGCGAGACCACAUACCACCUGUGGCAUUUGUUGCUAACCAUAUCCCAAAGCAUAUCAUAGAAAGGACGUAUGGAAUCAACCUGCCCCUGCCUCGUGAAGGUGAAGACCCCAAACGUGAUCCCACUGCCAUGGAGAUUCUCAACUGUUAUGGCUAUAUGAGGGGAUAUAUGACCGCAAGGGGAGUGCCAGACUGUCCAAGAUCAGCUAGAUACAUCCUCAAAGACUACAUGAAUGGAAAAUUGUUGUACUGCCAUUCACCACCAGAUGUCCCUCAGGAUCAUUUCCAACCACCCCUAGAAAUGGACUGUUCCAAGUCUGAGGAAAGUGAUGUCACUAAUAAGAAGCCUGGUUGGAACUCAAGCAGUCAGAUUAGUGGUGCUGAUAUGGACAAAGCAUUUUUCCUGAAGCGAGAAAGUCAGCUGCAUCGUAAAGGUGUCCAUGGUGACAAAGGAGGCCUAAGGGAGGGUUUACAGUCCAGUAGCUCCUCAGUUAAUGACAAACCAUGGAAGAAACAUUGCAAUAAAGGGAAGAAACAAAAACUGAGGCGAAUACAUACUGAUCUAGACAAACACUGAACUCUGAACAUUUUUAAAUCUCUGUCCAUAGAAGAAACUUUAUUUUUCCAGUAUUCGGGGGUCCAUUUUUGGAACAGUCGU